Messenger RNA from Procambarus clarkii (red swamp crayfish), 2284 nucleotides. It is a transcript of the gene Pdi, whose product is annotated as protein disulfide isomerase. The record is from RefSeq and is a predicted model, not a curated record. Gene Ontology annotation, cellular component: endoplasmic reticulum. Gene Ontology annotation, biological process: response to endoplasmic reticulum stress; protein folding. Gene Ontology annotation, molecular function: protein disulfide isomerase activity. NCBI's taxonomy places the organism in Eukaryota, Metazoa, Arthropoda, Malacostraca, Decapoda, Cambaridae.
UGCGCCUCGCGCCGCUUCCUAUAUUCACUCCACCAGUCGGUAUCAACAACUUGAACCAUGAGGGUGGGAGUGUCUUUUUCUGUCCUACUGGCCACCCUGGUCUUGGCGGUCUUCGCUGACGAGGACAUCACCAAGGACGAGGGUGUGCUGGUGCUCACCAAAGACAACUUCAAGAAGGCCACGGAAGAUCACGAGUUCAUCCUCGUAGAGUUCUAUGCCCCAUGGUGUGGACACUGCAAAGCCCUGGCUCCUGAAUAUGUAAAAGCUGCAGCAAAAUUGGUUGAACAGGAGUCGGAGAUUAAAUUGGGAAAGGUUGAUGCAACGGAAGAAACGGAGCUUGCAGAAGAGCACGGUGUUCGUGGCUAUCCCACCCUAAAAUUCUUCCGCUCUGGCAAGCCUAUAGAAUACAAUGGUGGCCGCCAAGCUGAUGAUAUAGUUAAUUGGCUUUUAAAAAAGACUGGUCCUCCUGCAAAGUCUGUUACAUCUGUGGAGGAAGCAAAGGCAUUUAUUGGUGAAAAACCAGUUGUCAUCAUUGGAUUCUUUAAUGACCAGGGAUCUGAUGCAGCCAAGGAGUUCUUAGCUGCAGCAUCUGCCAAUGAUGACAUUCCUUUCGGUAUUACAUCUGAUGCCAAGGUAUUCUCAGAAUAUGGUUUGGAAGCCGAUGGUGUGAUUCUGUUCAAGAACUUCGAUGAAGGAAAGAAUGUUUAUGAAGGAGAGGUGACAGAAGCAGGAGUAACCAAAUUUGUUGCUGCUAACUCAUUGCCCCUAGUUGUAGACUUCAAUCAUGAGACUGCUUCAAAGAUCUUUGGCGGCGAAAUAAAAUCCCAUCUCCUAGUGUUCCUGUCUAAGGAAGCUGGCCACUAUGAUAGUCACUUGGAGGCUUGUAAGAAUGCUGCUAAAGGAUUCAAGGGCCAAGUUUUGUUUGUGACAAUAAACACUGAUGAAGAGGAUCACUCGCGCAUCUUGGAGUUCUUCGGCAUGAAGAAGGAAGAGGUACCAGGCCUCCGCAUAAUCAAGUUGGAGGAAGAUAUGGCCAAGUACAAACCCGAGACAUACGACCUGAGCGAGAGUGCAUUGGUCAGCUUCGUACAGAGCUUCUUGGAAGGAAAGCUGAAGCAGCACCUCCUAUCUCAGGAGCUCAAUGAUGACUGGGACAAAGAACCUGUCAAGGUUCUGGCAGCAUCAAACUUUGACGAAGUAGUACUUAAUAAAGAGAAGGAUGUCUUGGUAGAGUUCUAUGCACCAUGGUGUGGCCAUUGCAAGCAGCUGGCUCCUAUCUAUGACCAACUGGGAGAAAGAUACAAGGACCACGAGACCAUUGUUAUUUCUAAAAUGGAUGCAACUGCGAACGAGCUGGAGCAUACGAAGAUCCAGUCAUUCCCUACCCUUAAAUUAUACAAAAAAGAAACUAAUGAGGUUGUUGAAUACAAUGGAGAACGCACUUUGGAAGGAAUUUCCAAGUUCUUGGAAAGUGGGGGUGUAUAUGGCCAGGCUCCCCCAGAAGACAUGGAGCAGGAUGAAGAGGAGGUCGAUGAAGAGGGUGAUGUGCCUGCUAAAGAUGAACUUUAAGUUUAUUUUGGUGCCGACAAUGAAGGUGAACAGUAGUCCCUGAAGUCCGACCAGCGGGUUGACUAGUGUUUAUCUGCAUUGUAAAUGUUAUAAACCAUCAUAAGGAACCCCCAGUACAGUAUUACAAAUUGUAUAUUGCCUUAUUAAAAAAUAGCAGAGGCUAUGAAAGUUAAUUGAUUCUAAUCAUGACCUAAGAAUCCAGUGAACCUAAAAUUAGGGGGUACCUAUCCUAAGAAGUUACGUUCCAGGUAACCUCUCGUAUUAAUGUUAAAUGUUAAUUUUAUUUCAUUUAAAUUGUAAUGUAUGAGCAAAGUGGUAUGCAAAGACUAUUUUUUCUAUGCUUUGAUGUAUUUUGAUCACAUUCCUUAAUUUUUUUACGUGGUAAAUUUAACCCUUGUGACUGGAAUAGGGAAAGGUACAAAUCUAGUUAAUUUGGGGAAUUGUAACCACAAGAUCAGGUGGCAACAUAGCCACUGGCUGUGUCAAGUAGUCAGUGGAUGAUAACUAAUAAAUGCCAAUCAGUGUUGCACAGACAUGUGGUUAUGUACAUCAAUGAUAGCUUUAAUGUUGUCUUCCACGGACAGUGUUCUCCCUGUACUAGGCACAAUGCUUCCUGUCGCAGUGUGUUGCGCGUGUGUGUGUUGGGAGGUUCUGAGGGUCCUUGAGCAGUGUAUGAACUGUAGCAGUGACUUUUCCAAUAAAACCAGAAAGAUUA